Molecule: messenger RNA, 2307 nt
Organism: Lodderomyces pseudojiufengensis
Lineage: Eukaryota; Fungi; Ascomycota; Pichiomycetes; Serinales; Debaryomycetaceae
Gene: SMP2
Product: phosphatidate phosphatase
Exons: 1
Coding region: 1-2307 (768 amino acids)
Biological process (GO): fatty acid catabolic process; triglyceride biosynthetic process
Cellular component (GO): nucleus
Molecular function (GO): phosphatidate phosphatase activity
Source: RefSeq, a predicted model, not a curated record
AUGCAAUACGUGGGCAAAGUAGGGGGAUAUGUAUACAACCAAUGGAAUUCAUUAAAUCCCGCUACAUUAUCUGGUGCAAUUGAUGUAAUAGUAAUUGAACAUCCAGAUGGAACAUUACAUACUUCACCAUGGCAUGUAAGAUUUGGAAAAUUUCAAAUAAUUAAACCAUCACAAAAGAAAAUAGAUUUAUAUGUUAAUGAUGUAAAGACUAAUUUACCUAUGAAAUUGGGAGAAGGAGGUGAAGCUCAUUUUGUUUUUGAAGUAGAUGAUAUAAAUCAUGAAUUAUCAAAUAGUGUUUUAACUUCACCUGUUAUUUCACCUGUUUCUUCUCCAGGAAGUUAUGCAGCUUCAGGAAGUGAUAAUGAACCAGAUGAAUUAGAUUUAGAUGAAAAAAGUAAAUUAAGUGAUAUACCUAGUCCCAAAAGUCCUUCACAAAAAGCUAAAAUAGCAAUGGAAAAUGCAAGGAAAAUCACUAAAAAAUUAAAUAUACCAACAAAAAUAGAUAUGAAUGGAGAUAUGCUAAUAGAUAUGGAUGGUUAUAAACCAAAUUCACAAAAAAAUAUUGAUAAUUCGGAUGAAUUAUUUAAAAAAAUAUUUUUAGAAGAAAUUGAAGGAGAUUAUGCAAAUGGAGAUAAUGCAGCAAAACCUUGGAAUCAAAUAAUAACAAAAGAUGAAAAUGGAAAUAUUAGAAUUUCAAAUAUUUCUGAUUUAGAAGGUGUUGAUAUUGAAGAUGAUUUAAUUAGUUCUUCAACUACAGCUACUUCAAAUACAACUGCAUCAGGUACAAUAUCUAGAACAUCUACAAUUCAAGAUGAUAAAAUAUAUUUUAAAACUUUAAGAUUAACUUCUGAACAAUUACAAAAUAUGAAUUUAAAUUAUGGUCAAAAUUCUUUGAAAUUUAAAUCAAGUGAAGGUACUUCUCAAGUCACUGCAAAUUUAUAUUUAUGGAAAGCAAAUGCUCCAAUUGUGAUAUCGGAUAUUGAUGGUACUAUAACAAAAUCAGAUGCAUUAGGACAUGUUUUAAAUUUAAUAGGUAGAGAUUGGACUCAUCCUGGUGUUGCAAAUUUAUUUCAAGAAAUUAAUCAAAAUGGAUAUCAUAUAGUUUAUUUAACUGCAAGGUCAGUAGGACAAGCUGAUUCAACAAGACAAUAUUUGGAAGGUGUAGUACAAGAUGGUUUAACUUUGCCAAAAGGUCCUGUGAUAUUAAGUCCUGAUAGAACAUUUGCAGCAUUAAGACGUGAAGUUGUUUUGAAAAAACCAGAAAUUUUUAAAAUGGCUUGCUUAUCAGAUUUACGAAAUUUAUUUUAUGAAAAAUCUGAAACUAAUGAUGAUGAAGAUAAUGACCAAACACCAUUUUAUGCUGGAUUCGGUAAUAGAAUAACAGAUGCUAUAAGUUAUAGAUCAGUACAUAUUCCAAGUCAUCGUAUAUUCACAAUAAAUCCAAAUGGAGAAGUUCAUAUGGAAUUGUUAGAAUUAGCUGGUUAUAAAUCAUCAUAUUUACAUAUUGGAGAAUUAGUGGAUCAUUUUUUUCCACCAAUAAAAGAAGUUAACACAAUUUCAUCAUAUUGGAAUAAUGCUCAAUGGUCAGAAUAUAUGCAAAAUCAUGAUAUAAAUGAUUAUGAUGCAAGAUCAAUAAAUACGCAUUAUCUGCCACCAGGAUCACCUGGUCCAACCCCUGGAUCACCACGUAAUUAUGUUGAAGAUUAUAAAACUGAUGAAAAAUUUAAUGAUGUGAAUUAUUGGAAAACAAGUUUGAAUUUUGAUGAUUUGAGUGAUAUUGAUGAAGAAGAUAUGACGACUAAAAAUUUAAAAGGAAAUGGAAAAUUACUGCAUCAUGAUCAUGAAAAGAAAGACCAUAGUGAUAAUCCGGAAUUAUUACAGAAACUGAAAAGAUCAAGAGCCUCAACUAUUGAAAGACCGUUAUCUGCAUCAUUUGCAUCACCAUUGAAAAGUUUUAUGCUGUUUAGUAAAAGAAAUCAAAAAGAUGAUGAUGAUGAUGAAGAAGAUGAAGAUGAUGAAGAAGAAUACGAUGAAGAAGAUGAUGAUGAUUAUACUGAUGACGAAGUGGAAGAGGAAGAUGAUGAUGAUUACGAUGAAGAAGAUGAAGAUGAAGACGAAGAUGAGGAUCAAGAUGACGAUGAAGAAUAUGAUGAUGAAGAUUUUGAUGAAGAAGAAGAUUUAGAUCAAGAAUUAGAAGAUAAAGCUGCAUUAACAGAAGAUACAACAACUGCUAUAAAAAAUGAAAUACUUGCUUCAGGUUCAACAAAUCUAAUCAAGGCUAGUGAGUUUGAAAACUUAAAAAUAUAG